AUGAAUCUUAAAAAAUAUAACUAUCAAAGAUACCUAUUAUUUUUCGGUAGGUGCCUGUUAUUAUUAUCACUGCAAACGAUUGCGCCGCUCGCGAGCCGUCUCUCGUCGGCGGCGGGAAGUCGUCGCGCGUCGGUGUCCGAGGACACGGUGGUGGUCCAAGCGUCUGCGUCUUCGGGAGUCUCGUCCGGGGGCAGCUCCGGUGAUGAGGCACCGCCUCCGCCGCCGCCCCCUCCGCCUCCCGUCGUGCUGGAGGAACCGGCCUUGAAGCCUUCAGAGUUGAGGAACAGACUCGGGGGGAGGCGCGACUCGACGUGCGCAGACGACGAGAGACCGCGCUGCCCGAACCUCGUGAACAAGCAGCCGGCGCUUCCGUUCGUGCCGCCCGCGUUCCCGCACAACGCGCCCGACCGCCUCAUCAAACCCUCGGAGUAUCUAAAGACAAUCACGGCGCCCUGCAAGAGGGACGAGGGCGCGGCGGAGGCCCGGCCUCCACCGCCGCCCCCCGCGCCGGAGCCCAUUCCUCCGCCGCCCCCGCAGCCGCCCUCUACCCGCCAACCCCUGGCGGCUAUCAGCAGCGCCGAACUGACGGCCGUCCGGCUCAAGACCACCGUCACGAAGACCUUGUCCGCUCCGCCGACGCGUUCCGUCAGCCUGCAGUGCCUGCCGAGUGCGGCCGAAAUUUACAAAAACGCGAAAACGGACUUGAUCGAAGAGUUGAAGAUGUCCAAGGACAUCACCGGGAUCAAGAAGAUGAAGGUGGAGCGCGCGAGGCGGGAGAGCUUGCAGGACAAAGAGACCUUCACGGAGUUCACGAAGCGCUUCACGGCGGACAACUUUGUCGAUCAGGGUUGCCUACAGAUCCCUGAACGCGACGCGGCUGGCAACGUGAUCCCGUCGUGGAAGCGGCAAAUGCUGGCGAGGCGAGCAGCAGAAAAGGCACGAAGGGACCUGGAGAAAGAGUUGGCGGGGGAGGCGGAGAGGAGGAGGGCUGCGGCAGUACCCGCUUGGAAGAGACAGUUGCUAGCGCGAAGAGAAGAAGCCGAAAACAGGUUGAGACAAUCCUUGUACACUCCCAAAGUAGAGGACACAAAUGGCCAUUCGAACGGCGAGUGGCGUCCAUACCCUGGCGGAGGUCGCGCCGUGUCCAUCGAUAAUAUUACCCUCUGCUACGAUGCGCCUGCGCAGCCGACGCGAGCACCCUCCGAGAUGAAACUCUCUAGUGAACAUUGUAAUGGGCACGCACCGAUGAACGGCAAACGCGACCAAGAGGAUGAGGAGCCGACGAAAAUUAUUCCCUGGAGAGCGCAGCUGCGCAAAACGAACAGCAAACUCAACUUACUCGAAUAG
Molecule: messenger RNA, 1347 nt
Organism: Leptosia nina
Lineage: Eukaryota; Metazoa; Arthropoda; Insecta; Lepidoptera; Pieridae
Source: the annotation of a GenBank genome assembly